This is a messenger RNA of Dicentrarchus labrax (European seabass), 5831 nucleotides long. RefSeq names its product von Willebrand factor A domain containing 10, tandem duplicate 2 (gene vwa10.2). Bases 504 to 3410 code for a protein of 968 amino acids. The record is from RefSeq and is a predicted model, not a curated record. The transcript is spliced from 18 exons. NCBI's taxonomy places the organism in Eukaryota, Metazoa, Chordata, Actinopteri, Moronidae.
AAUCAGACCUAACUAUAAGAGGCAGAAACGAGGACAUACACUCACAUACACACACACACUUAAGGUUUUCAGAUAAAGCAGGAAACACACAGCUCUACACAUAAUAUAAUCUACCUGAAUAAAAACAUGGAAUGCUGUCUGAAGCGGUGCCAAUAAGGCUGGACUGCUAAAGAACUAAGCACACACAGGUGUUUUCACUUGUCACUUGUUGCCUCAUUAACCCUGGUUCACGUCCAAUAACCCGCUCUGCUCUGUGCUUGAUCACAUUGUGUUCUGUUUGUGGCAACCCACUGUGAAAUUACAACACAGAGUGUGGGAGUAACUGUAGAUUAUCAAACUUCCCCUGCUUCUUUUUAGUUGGUAUUUUGUGUAAGUAAUAGCAACACAAAACAUGAGAACUGGUGAAGGAAACAACUGAAAACAGGCAGAUAUAAGAGUUGGGACAGUUGAGAAGACAGUAUCUAUCCAGAUUUCUUCUUCUUCCAACUUCAUUAUCCCCCAUCAUGGUGGCCAGAAGGAGAGUCAUGCUCCUGGUUGCAGUGGUCCUCUCCCUGCCAAGCCUCAUUCACAGCUUCCAACCGCUCUUCUCAUUUGAUGGGAAGUCCUCCACUCAUCGUGACAUCACCCAAAAGGCGGUCCUCAGAAAGACAGCCGAGGUCUGCAGAGACAUUGCUGCCUCUGAGGGACGGGACUUCAGCCUGACUAUUGAUGACAGCCUGUCAGCUGACAAGGUGCAAAUGGCCUGUUCCACUACAGGCACUUCUCUCCUGUCAACGGUCACGUUCCAAACUUCAAUUGCCAAUAUGUACUUCAGCAACGCAAAAGUGGACGUGGUUUUUGCACUGAGUGAGGAGCACCAUUUUGAUGAUGAGACCUUCCAGGGAGGACGGGAUAUCAUCACCGCAGGUGUGUCUGCUGUAAAGGCCAGUGUGAAGCUGGAGAGCUUUGUCGCUGGGAGGUGGACUCUUGGACGAGUUUGUCAUACCCUACAGGACUUCUACAGCCACAGUAACUGGGUGGAGCUGGGGAACAAUGCUCCUUACAGCACACUGAUCAAACCUGACCAACCUCUUGAGAACCUGGCAGAUCUAAGUACUCCAACCUGUAGGAACUGUACAGGGGGCAAUUGUGAAAACAACCUUCUGCCUGACCUUUUGCAGCAGGGGCUUCUCACUUCAGGCUAUUUCAACAUCUUCUCCUCAGCAAAACCUGCAGGUAAAUGUAGCCACGGUGGAUCAUUUGACCAGACAAGCAAACAGGACCCAGUGGGGGGCAUCAACAAGGACGACGUUGGAUCCAGUCAUGGCUCACUUCACCACAAAGCAGCUGAUUUGGCUGUGAAUGCCACUUUGGAGCUACUGGAGGACAUCAGAGUAGCUGUCGGAGACAAGAACUUCCUCAGAUUGAUGGGCCUCUCCCAGUCCUCUGUGCUGUGUUUUGUCAUCGAUACCACAGGCAGUAUGAGCGAUGACAUAGCUGAGGCUAAGAGAGUUUCCUUUGACAUCAUUGACAGUAAGAGGGGAACCCAGCAGGAGCCCUCCGCCUACAUAUUGGUACCUUUCAAUGACCCAGGUUUUGGACCUUUGAUUAUGACAUCCAAUGCGGACGUCUUCAAAGACAGUAUCAAUAAGCUGUCGGCAAGUGGAGGAGGAGACAUCCCAGAGUUGUGUUUGUCUGGACUGCAGCUAGCCCUGACUGCUGCUCCACAAUCCUCUGAGAUCUUUGUCUUCACUGAUGCUCCAGCUAAAGACGCUCAUUUGAAAAGCACCAUCACUGCCCUUAUAGAGAGCACCAAGUCUGUGGUAACUUUCAUGUUGACAGACGUCCUGGCCAGUCGACGGCGCCGCAGAAGCCCUCAGGGUGGGAGUCCACGCUCAAUGAGCCAGUCCGACGCCCAGCUGUACCGUGACCUAGCCCGAGCUUCUGGAGGUCAGGCCAUUGAGGUCACCAAGUCAGACCUCUCUCUGGCUACAAGUGUAAUAGAGGAUUCAUCAGCCAGCGCUGUGGUUACAAUUUUUCAGGUAGUAAGGAAUCCUGGAAGGCCUGAUAAUUUUACAUUUGCUAUUGAUGGUUCUUUAAGGAACAUCACUGCCUACAUCACAGGAGCCUCAUCUCUCACCUUCAACCUCACCAGCUCCACAGGUAUAUCCCAGAGUUCCAGUCAGUCCAGUGGUCCUCUGGCAUCAUUCACCACAGCAGGAAACCUACGUCGUUUAAGCCUCAACACUGACAAUCAAACAGGAUCAUGGCAAAUCAUUGUUAAUUCUAAUAACCCCUACUCUGUUAAGGUCACAGGUCAAAGUUCAGUGAACUUCAUUUAUAACCUUGUGGAAGCUCACGAAGGAGCCCACGGGGACUUCAGUCUAAAGGAGGGACGUCCUCUCUCAGGUGGUAAUGCCAGCCUCUUGGUCUCUGUGACAGGAAGUGACACAGUAAAGGUCACAGAGGUCACUCUGGUUGACAGCUCGGGACCAACAGAGGUUAACGGAUCACUGCAGUCACUGGGAAGUGGUAACUUCCUGGUGACAUUCAGUGGAGUGCCAAAGGGUGACUUUGUGGUUCGCCUGAGAGGAGAGGACAGCAGCUCCACCUCCAGGUCAACACCGAGCAGCUUCCAGAGACAGGCCUCCACACAGAUCAAGACCUCAAGCAUCGCUGUUACUACCCAAGCCAACAACACCAACAUAGAACCAGGCUCCACCAUCUCCAUCCCUUUCACAGUCGCAACGACCACCAACGGAGUUGUUAAUGACUCUGCAACUGGAACAUUCACAGUGCGAGCCAACGAUGACCGCAACUUUAUUCCAUCUUCACCCAGCACUGUCGCCAUAGCAGCAGGCACUGGAGGCAAAGCCAAUGGCACCGUAACCUUAACGGCCCCAGCCAGUGCUGCAUCAGGAACAGACGUGACUGUUACCAUUGAGGUAGAAAAUGCUGCCACUGACAUCAACUACGCUGUCCUCAGGUUUUCUGUGGUUGCCAAGGUGACAGAUAUUACACGACCAGUGUGUCAGGUAGUCAGUACAUCGACCAACUGUCCGUCCUCUUCAUCGCUCUGUGCUUCCUCCCAGUGGGAAUUCAUUGCUAAUCUCACUGAUGGCAUCAAUGGAACUGGCAUUGAGAGCGUCACCAUCCGCCAAGGGAACGGUACCCUCAAUACCAGCACAGUGGCUGGAGCCGGGGGCGAGAACAUUACAGUGGCUACCUACAGCGCCUCCUGCUGUUCACAGAAUGUAGAGCUGGCUGUUGUGGACAGAGUAGGAAAUGUGGGGACAUGUUUGGGACAAGUUAGAGAAUCUACCACAGCUGCCCCUGUCACUGCAGUUAACACAACAUCUUCUGGAGGGCACACUGUGAGCAUAUCACACUGUCUCUGGAUCAGUGCUGUGGUUGCUCUUCUUUGGAAGUAAAAGGGAUAAAUUGAAAUUACACCCUAAAUGUGGAAUUGUAGCACAUAAAUCAAUUGUCCUCUCUGAGUAUUUUAUAUAUUUGAUUUAUUUCAUUAGGUGUGUUUGAAUCUAAUUACAUUUCUUUGAAUGGAAUCACUGUUACUGAUACGUCUUUAAUUAACCAAUAUUCAUUCAUCUUCAUGUAUAAAUAAUGAAUUUCUUUAUUUAAUCAUUUUUAUUUUUGCUGCUUUGUGUUACAACAUUGAAAAGUUACUUUGAAUCAUUUACUUUUAUAUCCCACUGUUGUGUAGAUUUGUUGUAGCAAUCAUAACUUAAAACUGUUGUCUAAAGGGAUUAUUUUAAGGGGAUGUUCGAUGCUAUUAGAGAUUAAAUCAUUUCUAGAGCACAGUUGUGACUCUGUAGUUCACAGUUUCCUGUCAGGUAAUGAAAAUCAAAGAAAUGGAACAGUUUUUUUUUGUUAAGACUUUAUUUAUCGUUUUCUUAUACAACAUUUGAAGAACAGCAUUGACUACAAACAGUAAAAAGAAAUAUGAAAGAAAAAAAUGAACAGAAACAAAACAAAAACAAAACCCCCAAAAUAUGAGAGCAAUAUAGGAUACAGGACUAUGUAAUAUUGGGGAACAAUAACCACAACAACACAACAAUAACAGAAAAAAUAACAGAAAAAACAGCUGUAUGGUACAAAGGUUACAUGUAGGUUAUUCACAAGAAAAUAAAAGUAAAAAAAUUAGAGUCAGAUCAGAGUAUCACCUUCUAUAUAUGGUUCAUUGUCAGACUGCUGGGAAAGAGAGGUUUUCCACAUACUCAAUAAGGGGAAGUCAGGUUCUAUUGUAUUCUUUAAGUGAUCCAUUUAAUGUGUAUCUCAACUUCUCCAUUUGGGGGCACAUCAUGACUUCCUUAAUCCAUAAUAUAAAGGAGGGUGGGGGACUGGUAGCCUUUCAUCUAGUAAGAAUUAGUCCGCGUGCCAACAGUGGGGUGAGUGCUAUAACAUUUGACUGAUGCGAAGUGAUACUAUAUUCUGUUGAUGGAGCACCAAACAUCACCAUGUAAGGGUUGGGAUUUAUUGUUAUAUGAGUAUGUCUGAAAUAUAGAGGUCCACAAAUUAUUUAAUGAGUUAAAUAAUUGAGCCAGAACAUAUGAUCCAUUGUUGCUUGUGAUUGAUGAUAUCUAGGACAGCUAGAGUCAGCGGUCGAGAACAUUUUGGAAAGUUUAGCUUUCGUAAGGGCUAAAACUAUAUUUAAACAGUGGUUUGAAAGAAAGUGUCAUUUGAACUCCAAGAUAAGUGAAAGAAAUUUGAUUCAGCCUUAAAUGGGAAGGAGGUGUAAUUAAUAUCCAUGGCGAAUUGGUUAACAGGAAAAAUCAAACUUUCUGUUAAAUUCAGUUUAUAGCCUGAAUUAGAGUUUGCAGCAAUGCUCCUUUUGUAUGUAUUUCAGAAAAUACAGAUAUUACACGACCAGUGUGUCAGGUAGUCAGUACAUCGACCAACUGUCGUCCUCUUCAUCGUUCUGUGCUUCCUCCCAAUGGGAAUUCACUGCUAAUCUCACUGAUGGCAUCAAUAGAACUGGCAUUGGGAGCGUCACCAUCCGCCAAGGAAACGGUACCCUCAAUACCAGCACAGUGGCUGGAGCCAAGGCUGAGAACAUUACAGUGGCUACCUACAGCGCCUCCUGCUGUUCACAGAAUGUAGAGCUGGCUGUUGUGGAGAGUAGGAAAUGUGGGGACAUGUUUGGGACAAGUUAGAGAAUCUACCACAGCUGCCCCUGUCACUACAGUUAACACAACAUCUUCUGGAGGGCACACUGUGAGCAUAUCACACUGUCUCUGGAUCAGUGCUGUGGUUGCUCUUCUUUGGAAGUAAAAGGGAUAAAUUGAAAUUACACCGUAAAUGUGGAAUUGUAGCACAUGAAUCAAUUGUCCUCUCAGAAAGUAUUUAAUAUAUUUGAUUUAUUUCAUUAGGUGUGUUUAAAUUGAAUUACAACUGCAUGAAGAAAAUAUUUAUUUCCUUUGAAUGAAAUCACUUACUGUUUACCAUUAUUCAUUCAUCUUCAUGUAUUAAUAAUGAAUUUCUUUAUUUAAUCAUUUUCUUUUUGCUGCUUUGCGUUACAACAUUGAAAAGUUACUUUGAAUCGUUUAUUUUCAUAUCCCACUGUUGUGUAGAUUUGUUGUAGCAAUCAUAACUGAAAACUGUUGACUUAAGGGGUUAUUUUAAGGGGUUAUUCAAUUUAAAGAGAAGUAUGUGUUUUGAUGGUGAUGAGCAAUAAACUGCACUCUCACUUCUGCAUUAUUACUGGGAGGGAACUUUUCAUUCUUAUAAAUGUUUCUUAUAUACUAUCAAUAUGUCCAGAGUAUUUUUUCUGGUGAACCUACGGUAGUUUCUCUCGGUCUGCCCUGUCUACUUCUAUUAAAAGACAUGAAAACCUG